AUGUUCAGAAGCGUUCGCUCGCUGUCUCAUGGAGGUUCCAGAGCCCUGAGCUGCCUGAGGACUAGACAAUUUCACGUUACCAAAGCCAUCAUGACGACCAAGUGGAAUCCCGACCUGACUCCCGAACAGUUGUCGGUGCUUAGGGAUAAGGGCACUGAGAGACCCUAUACAGGGACCUAUCUAAACAACAAGGAGGAGGGAACGUACCACUGUGCUAACUGUGAUGCUCCGCUAUAUUCAAGCGGCGCCAAGUUCGACUCUGGCUGCGGCUGGCCAGCUUUCUACCAGGAGGUGUCGAAGGAUGCGUUGACAUACCACCGAGACUCGUCGCUGGGCAUGGAGAGAGUCGAGAUAUGCUGCGGCAGGUGCGGCGGCCAUCUGGGCCACGUAUUUGAAGGCGAGGGAUGGCAGAAAAUGUUCAACCAUCCUACUGAUGCCAGACACUGUGUGAACAGUGCAUCGUUGAAAUUUGCAAAAAAUUAG
Messenger RNA from Torulaspora globosa, 483 nucleotides. It is a transcript of the gene MXR2, whose product is annotated as peptide-methionine (R)-S-oxide reductase. Gene Ontology annotation, cellular component: cytoplasm. Lineage: Eukaryota; Fungi; Ascomycota; Saccharomycetes; Saccharomycetales; Saccharomycetaceae. The record is from RefSeq and is a predicted model, not a curated record. The transcript has a single exon. Gene Ontology annotation, biological process: protein repair; response to oxidative stress. The coding region runs from base 1 to 483 and encodes 160 amino acids. Gene Ontology annotation, molecular function: peptide-methionine (R)-S-oxide reductase activity.